Messenger RNA from Clarias gariepinus (North African catfish), 5744 nucleotides. RefSeq names its product signal peptide, CUB domain, EGF-like 3 (gene scube3). The transcript has 23 exons. Gene Ontology annotation, cellular component: cell surface. Gene Ontology annotation, molecular function: calcium ion binding. The coding region runs from base 217 to 3261 and encodes 1014 amino acids. Lineage: Eukaryota; Metazoa; Chordata; Actinopteri; Siluriformes; Clariidae. Gene Ontology annotation, biological process: signal transduction. The record is from RefSeq and is a predicted model, not a curated record.
UCAACCCGGUGCACGCUCCUGUCUCGCGAGCCGGACGCUGUAACGGAGAGGAUCCGCGCGCUGGGAAUAAGAGCGUCUCCGAGCCUCCGCGCCGAGCUCUCACACCCGGGAUAAACAGUCUGAGCCUUUCUUCCGUCCUUAUUAUUAUUUUUUUUUAGUUGUUGUUCGUUCUUCUUCUCCUCUUCUCCGGUGUCCGAGCUCUCCGCGCGCGCUGAGAUGUUCCUCCAGGCGGUAGCGCGCGCCUGCGCCGGAUUGGUGGCCUGCACCCUGCUCGCCUUUGUCCCGCAGCCGGGAGCCGCAUCCCUGACCCGACCCGCACACGAUGUGGACGAGUGCGUGGAGACCAUAGACAACUGCAGCAUCGACGCUAUCUGCCAGAACACAUUCAGAUCGUACAAGUGCAUUUGCAAGUCCGGUUAUAAAGGAGACGGAAAGCACUGUGAAGACAUCGACGAGUGUAUGAGCGACUACAGCGGAGGAUGUGUCCACGAGUGCAUCAACAUCCCGGGGAACUACCGGUGCACAUGCUACGACGGGUUCCGCCUAGCACACGACGGCCAUAACUGCCUAGACGUAGACGAGUGUUUGGAGGGUAAUGGUGGCUGUCAGCAGGUGUGUGUGAACAUGAUGGGGAGUUACGAGUGUCGCUGUAAAGAGGGGUUCUUUCUGUCUGACAACCAGCACACCUGCAUCCAGAGGCCCAAAGUGCGUAUAAAUGGGACAAAAGACGGCCCUAGUUGUAUGGACAGAAACCACGGCUGUGCUCAUAUCUGCAGGGAAACUCCAAAAGGAGGCAUCGCCUGUGAGUGCAGACCAGGCUUCCAGCUCACCAAGAACAACCGCGACUGCAAAUUGACCUGUAACUACGGUAAUGGUGGCUGUCAGCACAUCUGUGAGGAGACAGACCAUGGGCCGCGCUGUUCUUGCCACAUGAAGUUCGCCCUGCACUCUGAUGGCAAGACAUGUGUAGAGGAAAGGAGUAUCCAGCAGCAGCUACAUCAGCCACAGCUGUUACCCAAUGAGACUUGUGCAGUGAAUAAUGGAGGAUGUGACAGCACGUGUCACGAUGCUCUAACAGGAGUGCGCUGCAGCUGUCCGGUCGGAUUUACUCUCCAGCCUGACCGCAAGACCUGCAAAGAUAUCGACGAGUGCCGCAUGAGUAACGGCAGCUGUGAUCAGAUUUGCCGGAACACUGUGGGAAGCUUCGAGUGUAGCUGCAGGAAGGGCUACAAGCUGCUCACUAACGAAAGGACCUGUCAAGACAUAGACGAGUGCUCGUUUGACCGCGCAUGUGACCACACUUGCGUGAACUCUCCAGGCAGUUUCGAGUGUCAGUGUCACAAAGGCUACGUCCUGUAUGGGGUCGCCCACUGUGGAGACAUUGAUGAGUGCAGUAUAAACCGUGGUGGCUGUAAGUACGGCUGUGUGAACACGCUGGGCAGCUAUGAGUGUACGUGCCCACCUGGGUACAAACUGCACUGGAACAAGAAGGACUGUCUCGAGGUGGUGAAGUGUCCGUCGAGCCUGGUGGCGCCAAAAGCAACACUCUCGUGCAGCAAGACAGGCAAAAAGGAGAGCUGUUCACUGACCUGUGCAUCCAAAGCACACUAUCUGUCAGAGUCUGAUAACAGUUAUACGGUCAGCUGCGGAGUCCGAGGAAAAAGCCAAAGUAGACUAAACUCCAGCAACACUCAGAGCUGCAUAGAGACUUUGGCUUCUCCAGUGAAGCAGACGGCCUCGUUCCGAAUCAAGAACGCCAAAUGCCACCUGCAUCCCAAACUCAGGGAACGAGCAGAAGACGGAGGCAAGCAGAUUGGACCAGGUGGUCAGCUGUGCAACAACUGCCAGGUCACUUUCGUCAAUCUGAAGUGCGAGUCUUCAAAGAAGGCCAAAGUUCGACAUACACGUAACCCGUCUAAUAAAGAGGUCACGCGCAUCACGCUGGAACUAGAAGCAGAGAUAAAGCCUGGAGACACUACCGGGAGCUGUGAUCUGAGCUGUGUGAGGAAACAAAUGGAGCAGAAGAUGAAGUCUUCCAUCAAAGCUCUGAAGAAGUCCAUCAACCAGGAGAGGUUCCUGAUCCGUGUGGCCGGGCUCGAGUAUGAGGUCGCUCAGAAGGUGUCACAAUCUGCCGACAAACAGGAUCAGUGUGGCCCAGGCAGAGAGAGGGACAGCGGCCGAUGUGUCAGAUGUUUGCCCGGUUCGUAUUAUCACGGUGAGAUGGAGCGCUGUGUGCAGUGUCCUCCCGGAACCUUCCAGGAGCGUGAGGGUCAACUGGCCUGUGACCUUUGCCCUGGAGGAGAUCGCCAUGGCUUGCCCGGUGCCCGUAACGUCACCUCCUGCUCAGGUCAGUGUGCACCUGGAUAUUCCUCCAGUGAUGGCUUUAAACCGUGCCAGCCGUGCCCUCGAGGAACAUACCAGCCUGACCACGGAAGAACGCUCUGCUUCCCUUGCGGAGGUGGCCUUGAUACGAAGAGAGAAGGAUCCAGCUCCUUCCAUGACUGUGAGGUCAAAGUGUCUUGCCCUCCGGGACAUUACUACAACACGACUGUGCAUCGGUGUAUCCGCUGUCCUGUGGGAACGUAUCAGACAGACUUCAAACAGAAUUACUGCAUGUCCUGUCCUGGAAACACCACCACAGACUUUGAUGGUGCAACCAGUGUGUCUCAGUGCAAGAACAGGGAAUGCGGAGGUGAAAUCGGAGAAUAUAUUGGCUACAUCGAGUCUCCGAACUACCCAGGAGAUUAUCCCGCUAAUGUGGACUGCAUCUGGACCAUCAACCCACCUAGCAAGCGCAAAAUCCUCAUCGUCGUACCUGAGAUCUUCCUGCCUUCUGAGGACGAUUGCGGAGAUGUUCUGGUGAUGAGGAAGAACUGGUCAGUGACCUCCAUAACCACGUAUGAGACGUGUCAGACAUACGAGCGGCCGAUCGCUUUCACGGCUCGUUCACGGCGCCUCUGGAUCAACUUCAAAUCCAACGACGUGAACAGUGCACGCGGCUUCCACAUCCCUUAUGUCACAUACGAUGAGGAUUAUGAGCAGCUGGUGGAAGACAUCGUAAGGGAUGGGAGACUUUACGCCUCAGAAAACCAUCAAGAAAUCCUAAAGGACAAAAAGUUAAUCAAGACGCUCUUUGACGUCCUGGCGCAUCCGAACAACUACUACAAAUACACGGCUCGGGAUUCCAACGAGAUGCUGCCGCGCUCCUUCAUCCGGCUCAUCAGCAGCAAAGUCUCGGCCUUCCUCCGACCGUACAAGUAACGGCUGACGCUCAGAGGAUUUACGCACUCCGACCGACUCCGACAGCAGGCUUCAGUCUAAAGGGUUCAGCACACGCUUUGUUUCAAAAUCCAACCAGGCUUUUGACUUUUACUCACUUCACUAUGCACAUUCAGUUUUGAAUUUCAGUCCUGUUUAUUUGUAUCAUGGCUUUCCAAUAAGAAGAGGGCAAUUAGGUGUAUAAUUGCAUCAUACAUUUGCAGCAUAAGUUGUUUUGUUUUAUUUGAUUUUUUUGUGCUUUUAGAUCGUGUCUUUUUCAUGACUCUGUGUUGUGUGUUGAUAUUUGUCCAGGAUCUAUCAGAUUAUACAAGGUGGAAUAUUCCAGUGAGCACCAUAAAUACUGGGAUAAUUUGUCCUAUGGGUCGUUUUGCAAUGCGAUGCCUAGAUAUGUCCCUGUUUAGUUUUUUGUUUUUGUUUUAUUUUUGGUCUUUGUGAAGUUUUAACAUUUUGUACAUGACCAGAACAAUCCCUGCUAGAUAUACUGAAUGUCUGUCUCAUGCAUUCUUUGUGCUCACUGGGAUAUCACACACUUGGGUUUGGAAGGUGUGUUGUUUUUGUCAACAAGAUAAUGUGCGAGGUGAGCUUCUGAUGUACUUCGCAGCUUUCCGAAGCCCCUUGCCGUAGCAUUCGUUUUUAUAUGCGUUUUUAUUUCUGUCUUUUUCGCGCUCUCAUCCCACUUUACUUCAUAUCAUUCGUUCCGUGUCGUGUCAUUAGCGUCGUCAUACUUCAGCUCUUAGAGCGUCUUUACUCUUCUUCAUGCCACGCUGUUAAAACAGUACAUUGCUGUCUGUUCAACGUUGUAUUACUAGUUUUUUUUCCGGUUUCAUAUUCGUUUACGACCAUAUAUUGGACUUAAUUUAACGAGGCGUAGAACACGUAGUGCAUUGUUACGAGACUGAAACGGAAGAGUUGCGGGAGAGAAACAGUGUUUAGUGAGCGGUUCUGCAAAGAACGAGGUGAACUGAGGUGCGUGUCGUACUUUUUGUUUGUUUGUUUGUUCGUUUGUUUGUUUGCAGGACAUGCGAUUGCUGCUUCUUCGAUUAAAUAAUAAUUAAAAAAAGUCACUUUAAACCUGCUAUGAUAAAUUCAUGCCUUUUGACCUUUCCUCCCCGAAGGCCCUCAAAGGGAAGUUCCAUCUAAAUUUUUUAUUUCUCCUACAGACCUGUAUAUAAUUUAGCUAAUAUUCGGCUACAAAUGAUUGGAAGUGCGAUCUCGAUGGCUGUUACUUUUCGACCCCUAUUAAGGCAGUAGGACAAAGUCAUGCUCUUUGAUUUCUGAAGACUGUCUGUACUGUCUGAAAAUCUCCACUGUGUAGAAGAUGUAGCGCACACUUUUUUAUUUUUCACAGAAAUGUGUAGAAAUGUCAAAUCCUCCACUCAAACGCUCAAUAUUAGCAGCGUAGGUAAGACGCAGUUUAGCGUACGCCUACACCUGUCAUACACACUCUCCAAACACACGAUGUGUGCCUUACGAAUGUGUUUAACCUUCUUCCCGUCGGUUAAAUGGAAAGAAGAAAAGAAGAAGGAAAAAAAACAGACCUGAUGACACCAGGUGAUGUCUCUCCAUGGUAGGAUUUUUUUUUUAUUGUAUAUUGUAAAUAUUAAAUGAACGUAGACUAAUGUCGAGUCUAAGAGCGAAAGCCGAUCCCAAAUUACGAUCCUUGUAUUAAUAACGUCCCUUUAUAAUGCGUUAAGGGAUUCGUCUUUUAUCGCGCCCUUCUGAGCUGAAACUCAGUUCAGCCCCUAAAACUGUACAAAAGGAUCGAUCUUUUAGUUUGAACUGGUAUGUAAAGAGAAAAUAUUUUAGAAUUUUUGUUUUUUAUAAAAUACUUUUUUAUAAUGUUUAUAUUACAAAGAAAAUUAUUUGUUGCCCCCAGUUUCGCUUCCAAAGACCGGCCCAGACGUGCAAUGAAUAAUAAUUGCCAAAUUUAAAAUAAUGAUGAUAAUAAUAAAAUUUGAAUUCCUAAGUCUUUUUUUUUAUACAACAAAAUCUCUUUAUUGUCCUUAAUAACCUCCCAGUAUUGGGGUAAAACAUAGGAAUUAUUCAUUUUAUUUUGCUUUAUUUUUCAAAGCAGGUGUGGGCUUUUUAUUCAUCAUAUAAACCUAAAGUUUGAUGCGUUUAUAAGUCCUUCCUGUGAAAAGUUCAUCUCAGUGCAGCUGGAUCUGGAGGAAAUGGGAGAAGGGUCAUUUGUGAAAAUAUGAAAAACGUUUUGGCAACUUAGCCAGCUUUAUUGAAUGUUUAGAAAAGUAAAUGCAAAACUGUCAUUAUUAUAAUUGACCCUCUGUAGGAUUUGUUUUUUUUACUGGCUUCCUGAAGAAUUGUUUUUAUUUUAUUUGGUUAACUUUGAGAAACGACUUGGCCACGGUGUUGCAUGGAGUGGGUAAUGGUAUUUGCACUUGAAAUUGUUUAUGCUCAUGUAAAAAAAAAAAAAGUCUGGAUUUUGUAUUGUCUUUUUAAAUGAAAAA